AUGCUUCUUACCACGAGUGUGUUCCAGCUCGCGCUCUUCUGCCUUCUUAUAAGUAACUGUCAAGCUGCCAAGAACAGCGCCACGGAAAAGUUAAACGCUCAGUUGAUCAGUACGGUCCAGGAUACACCGAGUAGUAAUGUAUCAAUGAAUCAAGCACGCAACGGAGGAAGGCGUUUGACCAGCGCUGCGCGGAAAGAGCAGGGUCAGGCACAGAGCCAGGUGGGCUGCAGAGAGCUGCGUUCCACCAAGUACAUCUCAGAUGGUCAGUGCACCAGCCUGAACCCGAUCAAGGAGCUGGUUUGUGCUGGGGAGUGUCUUCCCUCCCACCUGCUGCCCAACUGGAUCGGCUCCGGUCCCGGGUACACCGGGAAGUUCUGGAGCCGCAGGGAGGCCCAGGAGUGGCGCUGCGUCAUCGACCGGACCCGGACCCAGCGCAUCAACCUGCAGUGUCAGGACGGAAGCUCCAGGACCUAUAAGAUCACUGUGGUUACCUCCUGCAAGUGUAAACGCUACUCCAGGCAGAACAAUGACUCUGGGAAUGGGAAGUCAGAGCUGGAGGUCAGGCAGGCCCAGGGCCAGGGCUCCACACUCCAGGGGCCCAAGAGGAGGAAGGGAAAGGAAGGGAAGAAUGGACGUUCUGGGCAAGAGGAUUGGGCAGAAGAACAGCCUAAAAAAUACUGA
Salvelinus namaycush (lake trout) is the source of this 681-nucleotide messenger RNA. Its product is annotated as sclerostin domain-containing protein 1-like. Gene Ontology annotation, biological process: negative regulation of BMP signaling pathway; negative regulation of Wnt signaling pathway. Bases 1 to 681 code for a protein of 226 amino acids. The record is from RefSeq and is a predicted model, not a curated record. Gene Ontology annotation, molecular function: BMP binding. Lineage: Eukaryota; Metazoa; Chordata; Actinopteri; Salmoniformes; Salmonidae. The transcript is spliced from 2 exons.